UCUCCUCAGUCUCCUGGCAGUAUGUCGUCAAGGCGUUUGACAAACAGAAACACCAAUCGGUACAGUGUUACCGCGCUGUUCAGCAUGGCGGCUGAGCAAGACGUAGAGGUCGAGGAUGAGCUGGGUCGAGCACAAAAGCGGCUGAGAGAACUCAAGUCGCGCAUAUCUGCGCAGUCAAAACGCAACUUUGUGCUCGAACGCGAUGUCCGCUUUCUCGACUCUCGAAUCGGCUUACUCAUCCAGAACCGAAUGGCCCUCGAUGAGCAAAACGAAGUUGAGAAACAUCUUGAAGAGGUGGACGCGACUGAGGGCCAUUACCCUGACGACCGGAAGCUGCAACAAUACUCAAACCUAUUCUUCCUGCUCCAGUCCGAGCCACGACAUAUUGCCAAUCUAUGUCGGCUAGUCAGCCUGACCGAGAUUGACACUCUUCUGCAGACGGUCAUGUUCACAUUAUACGGAAACCAGUACGAGAGCCGCGAGGAACAUUUGCUGUUGACGAUGUUCCAGUCUGUGCUCUCCUCGCAGUUCGAGACUGCUACCGAGUUCGGCUCUCUAUUACGUGCUAAUACCCCUGUUUCACGCAUGAUGACGACCUAUACUCGCCGCGGGCCCGGACAGAGCUAUCUCAAGAGCGUGCUUGCGGAACGCAUCAACAGUCUCAUCGAACACAAGGACCUGAAUCUGGAGAUCAACCCGGUCAAGGUCUACGAACAAAUGAUAGUGCAGAUUGAGGAAGAGACUGGUUCUCUUCCGCCCAACUUGCCUCGCGGUGUAGCUCCCGAGGUUGCGGCGGCAAAUCCGGACGUGCAAGCGAUCAUCGCACCGCGGUUGACGAUGCUCAUGGAGAUUGCAAACAGCUUCUUGCUCACGAUUAUCGACAGCAUGGAGAGUGUGCCGUAUGGUAUUCGGUGGAUCUGCAAGCAGAUUAGGAGUCUCACACGACGGAAGUAUCCAGAAGCGACAGAUUACGCCAUCUGCUCGCUGAUUGGCGGCUUCUUCUUCCUACGCUUCAUCAACCCUGCCAUUGUUACGCCGCAGGCUUACAUGUUAGUUGAGGGUGUACCGGCGAAAUUCCCCAGACGAACCUUGACUUUGAUUGCGAAGAUGCUACAGAAUCUCGCGAACAAACCUUCAUACGCAAAAGAGGCGUACAUGAUCACCUUGAACCCGUUCGUUGAGAACAACAAGGCUCGCAUCAAUCAAUUCCUAAACAAUCUAUGCGAAGUUGGAGAUUUUUAUGAUACACUUGAGAUGGAUCAAUACAUGGCUUUGUCGAAGAAAGACCUCAUGAUCAACAUCACGCUCAAUGAGUUGUACAAUACGCAUUCUCUUAUCCUUCAACAUAUCGAAGUGCUGGCACCAAACGAGAAGCAGCACCUCCGCAUUCUAACUGAUGAGCUUGGAGCAGCACCUUCACAAGUGCCUCGCAAGGAGAAUCGCGCGAUCGAGCUACAGCUCUACAGCCGCUGGGAGACACCCAUCCAGGAUAUCCAGAGUGCCCUCAUGGACUCUGUCUCUACAACAGACAUGCUGUACAUGGAGGCCAAGUCCAAUCUCGUCCAGCUUAUCCGUUCCCUUCCGCCAUCAGACACUAAACGUCCCCUUAACCUGGCCGCGCUAGCGGAGCGCGCUGCGACGACUAAGGAUGCGACGCUCGUGCGUAAGGGCAUCAAAGUCAAGGAGAUGCUACGGGAGCUCGAGGAGUACAAGAUCAUCGAGCGCGCCGACGGCUAUAGACUCAUGCAAGAGGAGGUAUCUGCGGAGCUCGUGCACCUCGGAAACCUGCGCGAGAAGGUCAUCCAGGAGGCGAAGUCGCUAGAGGCCGUGUACAAGACAAUCUGUGACCACAACAACUACCUCCGCACGCAGCUCGAGCAGUACAAGGCGUAUUUGCAGAACGUUCGUCUCACCGCGACGAAGGACAAGGGUGCGACGACGGGUGUCGGCGUCGUUACUGUCGGCGGGAAGGAGAAGAAGCCGGCGAAACCGAUUGUACAUGGGCCGUAUCGGUUUACCCAUGCGCAAUUGGAGAAGGAGGGAAUCAUUGUGGAGAGCAAUGUCCCCGAUAACCGACGACCUAACAUCUAUUUCAACUUCACAUCGCCAACGCCGGGCACAUUCAUCAUUGCGCUACACUACAAAGGUCGCGAGAAGGCUAUCCUAGAAAUGGACCUCAACAUCGAUGAUCUUCUUGAGAAGCAAAAGGACAAUAAGCAUCUCCUAGACCUCGAAUACGUGCAGCUCAACGUGCCGAAAGUCCUCGGUCUGCUCAACAAGAUCUUUGCUAAGCGAUGACCGUUCGUCGCUCCGCACGGGGCGCCCGUACUUCGUUCUUCAGCCCCAGCCUUUCCGCUAUUUAUCACGAUCAUUAUGCAUUUGUACGCCCUGUCCCGUCUUUUCGUACUCUGCCCUCUGCAAUCCGCGACCCACCGCCCGCCUCUCCCUCUCUCUCCCUCCGACUCCGUCUCAUCUUGUGCCGUUCUGUCUCCUUAUCCGUUACCUGGCUCUGCUGAUACCUUUGUCUUCCUCUUGGUCGGAAUUCGGCUUCUGUAUAUCCCGCCACUCAUUAGGUUGUAUUAUCGAUCGCUCCUGUAUGCAUGUCCCAGGACAUUAAUCCGUUGUC
This is a messenger RNA of Postia placenta MAD-698-R-SB12, 2626 nucleotides long. RefSeq lists its product as hypothetical. NCBI's taxonomy places the organism in Eukaryota, Fungi, Basidiomycota, Agaricomycetes, Polyporales, Adustoporiaceae. The record is from RefSeq and is a predicted model, not a curated record. The transcript has 9 exons. Gene Ontology annotation, cellular component: cell cortex. Gene Ontology annotation, molecular function: GTPase activator activity; protein binding. The coding region runs from base 22 to 2298 and encodes 758 amino acids. Gene Ontology annotation, biological process: regulation of actin cytoskeleton organization; regulation of GTPase activity.